This is a messenger RNA of Alternaria burnsii, 4632 nucleotides long. Its product is annotated as glycoside hydrolase family 78 protein. Lineage: Eukaryota; Fungi; Ascomycota; Dothideomycetes; Pleosporales; Pleosporaceae. Gene Ontology annotation, biological process: carbohydrate metabolic process. The transcript has 4 exons. The record is from RefSeq and is a predicted model, not a curated record. The coding region runs from base 1 to 4632 and encodes 1543 amino acids.
AUGUCCACCCCAGCAGACCACCAGCCGUCUAAAAAGGCGGCAAAGACACCAGCGGUUCCACGACCCAGCGCAAGCGUCCUCCUCAUCUCCCCUACCAACCAAAUCCUUCUUCUGCACCGUGUCAAGAAAGCCUCGAGCUUCGCCUCCGCACACGUCUUCCCUGGCGGCGCCCUCUCCAAAACGCACGACGGCGCCAUCCCCGACGUGAAUGACCCAGGUAGACACCAAGAUGGGCCUGCCUACCGUAUGGCAGCUGUGCGCGAGACGUUCGAGGAAUGCGGUAUCCUACUAGCUAAGAGCAAGAAAACGGGCAAGCUGUUCACUGAGAUCAGCGACGAAGAACGUGAAAAGGGGCGACGAGACGUGCACAGCGGAACCGUCAAGUUUGGCGAUCUACUUGAGGAAUGGGGUGCUGUCCCCGACACCGAGGCGCUGAUACCGUUUACGCGGUGGGUAACGCCCGGCAACGUGCCCAAAAGAUUCUCGACGCAAAUGUACAUUUACUUCCUACCUCUCGGUUCCGUAUCGCCCACGAAACACGCGGCACCAGCGUCCACGCCCCCUGGCUCUGGACUUGAAGAAGAAGAUGAAAUCGUUAUACCAAACCCGACGCAUGACGGGGGUAUCGAACACACGGCCGCACGUUUCCUGCCACCGAACAAAUGGAUUGAUCUCGCGAGGCAGAAUAGGAUUAUACUGUUUCCGCCGCAGUUUUUCCUGACGCUGCUGCUGAGUCCGUAUUUAGCGGCAACGGUCACGAGCCCGAGCAGUCCUACACCUAGUAUCUCGGAGCUGCAACUCGAGCGAGAAAAAUGUCUGGAUUUCUUGCGCAAACCGAGGAUGUAUGAAGGCAAGCCUGAAGCUUCCUUUGCAGAAGCUUGUAUUUCUCCUAUCGUGCUGGGGAAGGGACAGUAUGGAGAGAAGGGGCAGGACGGCGUGGGAGGUGUGGAUAAAGAUACUGCGGUUCUCGUAUUGGAUCGACCGGGUAAAGAGGUCGAGGAGCAAGAAGGUGGGAAGGGGAGGAGGGGAUUACGGCCCUGGCACGGCAACAUCUACGCCCCAUCAUCACGUACAGUUCGCCCAAGAUCAGUCUCCACUAUUCGAGACCGUCAUCCAGCAAGCUACCCUCAACUCGUGGUCCUCCGCGGGAAUGGAACGAAUGUUGUUUUCGAUUUCGGUAUAGAAGUUGGCGGUAUCGCCUCUCUCUCCUACACCAGCAAUGGAACCGGUGCUAUCGGCCUCGCAUUUUCCGAAGCAUCGACGUGGAUCGGCGAGUGGUCUGAUGCGUCGAAUGGAAAGUUUGCUGGUCGCGAUGGAGCAUUGUAUGUCAAUAUAACCAGUGCUGGCCCGGGGACGUAUACGAUGCCGGAUGAAGUGAUGCGAGGAGGGUUUCGGUACAUGACUGCUUUCCUCGUCACGAACUCGGGGACCUACGUCAACAUCACGGAUGUGCAGCUUGAAAUCAGUUUCCAACCUACAUGGUCGAAUCUGAGAGCAUAUCAGGGGUAUUUCCAUUGUAACGACGAGCUGCUGAAUAGGAUAUGGUAUGCAGGCGCCUACACGCUCCAAACUAACGCCGUACCAUCCAACACCGGCCGCUGGGUUCCCAUGCUCGCCAACGGCUGGGCCAACAAUGGUACUUUGGGACCAGGAGAGACCAUCAUCGUCGAUGGCGCGAAGCGCGAUCGCGCUGUCUGGCCAGGCGACAUGGGCAUUGCCGUCCCUUCAACUUUUGUCAGCACUGGAGAUCUCGAGAGCGUGAAGAAUGCAUUGCAAGUCAUGUUCGACUACCAGAAUCCAGAUGGCUCGUUUCCGGAAGCUGGACCGCCGUUGUUGCAGCAGAAUAGCGAUACGUACCAUAUGUGGACGAUGAUCGGGACGUACAACUACAUGCUCUACACGAACGAUGCAGCCUUUGUGCAGAAGAAUUGGGCGAGGUAUAAGAGAGCUAUGGAGUAUGUUUAUGCUAAAGUCGAGGUGGACGGAUCUGGGUUGUUCAAUCAGACGGGCACGAGGGACUGGGCGCGCUGGCAGACUGGCUUCAACAACACCGAAGCGAACGUCAUUCUGUAUCAUACAUUGCAGACCGGUGCGAAGCUCGCAACAUGGCUGAACGACACCGCGAUGACAAACGGCACUAGGCUGCAGGAUUUAUGGACAUUACGCGCCACGUGUCUUCAAUCAGCCAUCCUAACCCACACCUUCGACACCGCGUACGGCGCUUUUCGCGACAACGCCACACUCACCACCCUCCACCCCCAAGACGCAAACAGCAUGGCCCUCCUCUUCGGCCUCGUCUCUCCUUCCUCCGCCCAGGCCCAGUCCAUCUCCACCGCGUUAACAAAAAACUGGACGCCCAUCGGCGCCGAAACACCAGAACUCCCCGGCAACAUAUCCCCAUUCAUCUCCUCGUUUGAAAUCCAGAGCCACUUCACCGUCGGUCAGACAGAUCGUGCGCUGGAAUUGAUUCGUAGGAGUUGGGGCUGGUAUGCUAAUCAUCCCAAUGGCACGGGUGGAAGUACGGUGAUUGAGGGGUAUAGGACGAAUGGGACGUUUGGGUAUAGGCAGGAGAGGGGGUACGGGUAUGACCCGAGUUAUGUGUCGCAUGCACAUGGGUGGAGCUCGGGGCCUACGAGUGCGUUGACGGAGUUUGUGGUGGGACUGAGGGUUGUGGAACCUGCGGGGAGAGAGUGGGUUGUUGAGCCGCGGUUUGGCGAUUUGGAGGAGGCAGAAGGGGGCUUUGUGACGGGGUUGGGCAAGUUUAGGGUGGGCUGGCCUGACACAGAUGUCAUUCGGCUCAACACACAGACUUGUGAGCUUACGCAGAGCCCAGCAUUCGUGGCACUAUCGUACGAAUGGGGCGAUGACUCGGAGAUACACGACAUCAUUAUAGACGGGAAUAUCUUUAAGAUACGGCAGAACCUGCGCGACGCCUUGGAACAUAUACGAACCCUCCAGGCGGAUACAUCAAGCACCAGAUUAUUCGAAGAAGACUCGCCUUGUUUCUGGAUUGACGCCAUUGCAAUUGAUCAGUCGAACGAUUGGGAAAAGCCUCACCAGGUUUCCAUGAUGGGUAGAAUAUAUCGUCAAGCAUCCCAUGUCGUAGCCUGGCUUGGCGUUGCACAACGUGGCGAUCUUUCGGACCUGGCUUUGGAUUACCUGAAUACACGCCCUAAAAUACUGGACCACUACCAGAAACUACACCCAGACUUUGUCACAAUCUCGGCAGAGGAAAUGGCGAUCAGAAGGUUGUGUCACCGAUCGUACUUUCAGCGGAUGUGGAUUGUCCAGGAGUGUGUUCUUGCCAGAGAGCUCCACUUAGUUUGCGGGCUUCACUACUGUUCCUGGAAGGACUUGCACAGGUUCAGUGUGUCUUUACAUCAUGAGCGGCGUAUAAGUCGGUCAGUGUAUGGGAUCUUCGAGGUCAAAUCAGAGUUCGAAAGUAAUUGGUCUGGCAGGUCGAUUCAGGACACUAUGUCUCGCAUCCUGGACUUGACCGUUGGCAGACGUUGCUCAAAGUUCCACGACCGGAUAUACGGGCUGCUUGGGAUACUCCAACAAAGUUUCCAGACGACUGGCAUGGACGUAGAUUAUGGAGCUAGCCUCGUGGAACUGAUGAUCAAGACUUAUGAAUUUCUCGCCUCUGAUCCCGAAGAUGGCCAUUUCUAUUGUUCCCCUUCCACGAUCCUAGAUGCUUUCGAAUCAGUCGCAUCGACGGAUGAAAAGGGAAAAUUCAUGGUGUACUGGCAGAUAAAUGAGAUCAUGUACAAGCUCGACGCGGAUGUAAUCAAAGGAUUUCAUUCGCUCGAAACUCUUCACGACGAAAAAGUGCGGGCAUUGACAUUCCUGACAGUUUGCUGGAUCGUUGGUGGAUUUGGAGUUGAUCUUUUCUCGCCUGUCGAAGGAAGCACUCCUCUGAAUAUCACGACACCGACGCAGAUUAUUUCCUUCGAGCAUGUCAACCCAGAGAGCGAUGAGGUGCCGGUCUUUAAUUUAUGUCCUUGCACUUAUUCGCAAUAUGAUACGGAAAUCGAUACGUAUUGUAUCUCCUUGACACAUUCUCUGCGAACGGGACAUGAUGCGCUAGAAAGCUAUGUUUUGACAGAGUCGAAGUCUCGGGAAUGCAGAACUUUGCUCGAGGCAUACAGCAAGCACGUCAAGUUCGUGAGUAUAUUGCGAGAGGACUUCAAGGUUUCUACCGAAGUGUCUGACCUGCAAACGUCAACGCGACUCCCGAUCCGGGUUGAGUGGCUGGUGUUAUCCAAUCUUUUGGCGCAGUACUUUCUUAGCAAAUACAGCCCAAUGUCUCACUGGGGAACUGAGCCUAACCGCACGACCAAGAUCGAUGGCUUUGUAAGGCAGAUCGAGCGAGAAAGGAAAGAUCUUGGCACAUUUCUCUCGGAAUCCUUCUUCAACAAGUAUCGCAUGAGUGUGGCAAACGCAUCCGAUGAGUUGCCUACGAAUGCUCUUGCAUUAAUAGAGAUCAAGAUCUACGACAGCAAAGACCCUAAUGACUGCUUUGUUCCUGCGAAGAAGACAUUGGUGGCUUCUUUAUACGAUAACGAUUAUGAAGAGAGCCGUAAAAGGAAGAGGAGAUCCCUCCGAAGUCCAAGUCGACACCACCACACAUGA